AUGUCAAACUCAUUCGAUGUGGACCACGUCCUCGCCAAUAUUAGCGAGUCGGAUAAGAUCGCUCUGCUGUCUGGCGCCGACUUUUGGCACACGCACGCCAUUCCUGACUUCGGUGUCGCUUCAAUCCGCGUCACCGACGGGCCCAACGGAAUUCGAGGCACCAAGUUCUUCGCGGGGGUUCCGGCGGCAUGUCUACCCUGCGGAACAGCUCUGGGUGCUACCUGGGACCAGGAUCUCCUCUAUCAAGCCGGAGCCUUGUUGGGCGACGAGUGCAUUGCAAAGGGGGCACAUUGUUGGCUGGGCCCAACGAUCAACAUGCAGCGUGCCCCGGUGGGCGGUCGCGGAUUUGAAUCCUUCGCAGAAGAUCCUCAUCUCUGCGGCACUAUGGCAAAAUCUAUCAUUCGUGGAUGUCAGAGUAAAGGGAUCGCUUCGACCGUGAAACAUUUUGUGUGUAAUGAUCAAGAGCACGAACGGCGGGCAGUUGAUGUGCUUGCCACCCAGCGAGCUCUGCGCGAGAUUUAUUUGCGACCAUUUCAGAUUGUGGCCAGAGAUGCAAAGCCUGCGGCCAUCAUGACUUCCUACAACAAGAUCAAUGGGAAGCAUGUAGUGGAGGACAAACGCAUGAUCAGCUUGAUUCGGGAGGAAUGGCAAUGGGAUCCGCUGGUGAUGAGCGACUGGUACGGAACAUACACCACGAUAGAUUCCAUGAAUGCCGGGCUGGACCUUGAGAUGCCUGGCCCUUCCAGGUACCGAGGGCGGUACAUUGAAUCAGCCGUACAGGCUCGUCUCAUCAAACAAUCGACUAUCGAUGCGCGGGCGCGCAAAGUGCUCGAGUUUGUGAAACAUGCCAGCCAAGUCCAAGUAUCCGAAGUCGAACGGGGUCGCGAUCUCCCAGAGGAUCGGAGAUUGAAUCGCGAACUUUGUGCGAGCAGCAUCGUCCUUCUCAAGAAUGAAGGCAUCCUGCCUCUUCCACAGGGGAUCAAGAAGAUUGCUUUGCUCGGAUCUCACAUGAAAACUCCUGCAAUUUCAGGGGGAGGCAGCGCCUCUCUCAAGCCAUACUACGCUGUCUCACUCUACGACGCCUGCGUUGAAGCGCUCCCUCAUGCGCAGGUACUUUUUGAGCCAGGUGCAUAUGCUCACAAUAUGCUGCCCGUGAUCGACCGCCUACUGGAAAAUGCUGAGAUUGACUUUUAUAACGAACCAGUUGGCCAAGAGCGACGUCUUAUCAGCACGGAGCCCGUCUCCAGCACGGCCUUUCAGUUCAUGGAUUACAAUGCCCCAGGCCUUAACCGUGGGCUCUUCUGGGCAACCUUGAUUGGUGAGUUCACGCCCGAUGCAUCUGGAGUGUGGGAAUUCGGGUUGAGCGUCUUUGGAACGGCGAAUUUAUACAUUGACGAUGAGCUGGUCAUCGAUAACACGACAAGCCAAACGCGUGGGACGGCGUUCUUCGGCAAGGGUACCGUUGAGGAACGUGGCUGGAAGGAAUUGGUGGCGAACAGCACGUACAACGUUAGAAUUGAGUUCGGCUCCGCCAACACGACCACCAUGAAGACGGUCGGGAUGGUGAACUUUGGCGGUGGUGCCUGUCACCUGGGGGCCUGUCUUCGAAUGGACCCGGAGAGUAUGGUCGAAAGAGCCGUACAGGCCGCCAUUGACGCCGACUACGCUAUAAUCUGCACCGGGCUCAACCAGGACUGGGAGUCGGAAGGGUUCGAUCGUCCUCACAUGGAUCUUCCGCCCGGAGUGGACCAGCUAAUUGCCAGAGUCCUCGAUGUCGCUGCGGACAAGACCGUCAUCGUCAAUCAAUCUGGUACCCCGGUGACCAUGCCAUGGGCAAGCCGGGCUCGUUCCAUUGUACAGGCUUGGUAUGGGGGCAACGAGACUGGACAUGGGAUCGCUGAUGUCCUCUUCGGAGCGAUGAAUCCUUGCGCCAAACUGCCCUUGUCGUGGCCUGCGGACGUGCGACACAAUCCGGCGUAUCUGAAUCAUGCAAGCGUGGGCGGCCGCGUGCUGUACGGGGAGGAUGUUUAUGCAGGGUAUCGCUUUUACGAGAAGACCGGCCGAGAGGUUCUGUUUCCAUUUGGUCACGGCCUGUCCUAUACAACUUUCCAGGUUUCAGAUCAGGUCUCCAUUAACCCAACAACCUUCACCAUGGACUUCCCCCCAGUCGCGACCGUGCAUAUUCAAAACACUGGCCCUAGAGCUGGAGCCCAGAUUCUCCAGCUUUACAUUUCUUCCCCCGAGUCUCCUACUCCACGCCCGGUCAAGGAGCUGCAUGGAUUCGAGAAAGUGUUCCUUCAGCCAGGCGAGGGAAAAAUGGUGGCAAUACGGCUGGAUCGUUACGCGACGAGCUUCUGGGACGAGAUCGAGGAGAUGUGGAAAAGCGAAGCGGGCCGGUACGAGGUUCUGGUCGGGUUCUCCAGUCGGGAGGUGGUCGCGCGAGGCGAAUUCCACGUGGAACGUACCACAUUAGAGGCAUGGGGCGCCCGAAUCCUGGACGCGGUCGAGCGUCAAGAACGGCUUCUGUCGGAGAACUUGACGGCCAGUAAGGCGCAAACUUUCCCUGUGCAGCAGGCCUCACCGUCGUCGGUAGAAGAUGUAGAUCCCGAGUCCAUCUCGCGCAACGAUGCGCCCAAAACGCCGAUUACUGGGUCCGACAUGAUUCUCAGUUGGCCCAUUUUCCCAAAGGAUAAGCCUGUGUCCACAUUUCCCAUCUCCGCUCACUCAGAAAAGCCCGAUCGCUUUCAAACGAAUCUACCAAGCUUCGAUCCCCAGAGGGUCCUUGAAUUACGGAACAUCUUUAUGACGAAGGUGUGGACCAAGAAUCCGAUCAUAGAUGCGGAACAACUAGAUUUCUACAUCGCUCGGGUGCUCGAAAAUGGGAUCGACUGGUCGGCAUCCUCGUGUCUCUUGUUACUGGUCUUCGCUCUUGCAGCUAUCUGGGGCAAUUAUCCCGACGACGAGACCCGCGAAAUAUCCUACAGUGAGCCUUCUUUUGGCCGACCAGUCACAUAUCUGACAAUGUCAAUACCUGAAGAGCGACUGAAAGAGUCCCUGGCCUUUCUUUCAAUGGCGCGACAACGUCUGUACACGGCCUAUCUGGACGACUCUUUACUGGGUGUGCAGUGUCUUUGCUUGUUCGGCAUCUGGUACCAGUACAAUAUUGAGCCAAUUCCAGGUUGGAAGAUGUUUCGAGCAGCAUCCACACUUUGGCAGACCUAUCGACUCAAGUAUCAGGAGGCGAGGACAAGUCGGAGUGCGCAGGAAGAGAGUUUGGAGCAAAGACUGUAUUGGACGUGUCUGAAGUCAGAAUGUGAGGUCCGCUAUGAACUGACGGACCUACCACCCUGCGAGCUCAGCCUGGCAGAUUUCCCCUAUGACCUUCCAAGUUUCCCCAUGAGACAGUCUCCAAGCAACGGUCACGGGUGGACAACAUCAAGCUUGCCAUCUACCGAUUUUGAAGCGACCUCCUCGUACUAUUUUCUCUCGGAAAUCUUCCUGCGCCGGCUUCUCAAUCGGAUACGGAACGCAGUCUGUGUCCUCUCUCCCGAAAUUGACGGGGCGACUGUCCAAGUUCUCGUCAAGACAUUGACGCAGCUGGAAGGUCAACUGCAGCAAUGGGUCGACUGCCUUCCAACGUCACUUCGAUUCGACAUGCCCCUGGAGUCACCUCCACGACCUCACGAGGAGGAACUCAUGAAGCUUGCUCGCGAGCGAUACGUGGAGGUUCGUGAAUUACUUUGCCGCGUGUAUCUAUACCUGUGUAUUCAUGUGCCCUUGGAUCGGGAUAUGGCCAUUCUGUAUGGGGCUAAAGCCAGCGAGUCGCUCCGGCUCUCCGUUUAUCGCAUCCGGCACGAAGUACCUUUUUUCCGGCAUCCGGGGUCGUGGGGAGCGUGUCGAGUCCGUUUCAAUCACGCACUAUGUCUCAUCGCAGGAUUCCGUGCAAAGCUGAUGCGGUGUCCUUCGGCUGAGUAUGUGAACAUCCCCCCAGAUUGGGCAGACUGUGUGCGGGCAGUCAUAACACGAUUGAAGAUUUGGGGAGACGAGGGUGGGGGAAUCAAGGAAUUAAGCGAGCUAUUGGAGUGGCUCAUGACAAUACAUAGCUUCCUAGGCUUAUAG
This is a messenger RNA of Penicillium oxalicum, 4119 nucleotides long. Its product is annotated as putative beta-glucosidase H. NCBI's taxonomy places the organism in Eukaryota, Fungi, Ascomycota, Eurotiomycetes, Eurotiales, Aspergillaceae. Gene Ontology annotation, molecular function: beta-glucosidase activity. The record is from RefSeq and is a predicted model, not a curated record. The transcript is spliced from 8 exons. The coding region runs from base 1 to 4119 and encodes 1372 amino acids. Gene Ontology annotation, biological process: glucan catabolic process.